AUGGACUUUAACAAGAUGUGCAGAAGUCGGUGGCUACGGCCUGAUGAAGACCUGUGUCGGAUUUGUCGAUCACCGGAGGAACCAGGAAACCCGUUAAGGUAUCCCUGUCUGUGUCGAGGCUCCAUCAAGUAUGUCCACCAAGAUUGUCUUCGUCUUUGGCUGAAUCGUCGCGGAUACAAGAAAUGCGAGGUUUGUGGGCGUAGCUACUCUAUUGUUCCCGUUUACUCCGAGAAUGCUCCGGACAGGCUUCCAUGUAACGAGUUUGUGAUUUGGUUGUUAUUGAGAGCUGCACGUUACAUGAAAUCGAUUGUUCCUUGGAUUUUGGUGAUUCUCUUCAACGCAUACUUCAAUUUGUUACAUCCGUGAGGGCAAGAAGUUGUUGCAGAGUUCCAGAUGGGUUCUUGGAUGUCUCGGAAGUUGGCUUAUUUGUGGGCUGGCCUGCUUUACAGCAUUUUGAUCGUGUGUUUCCUGACCAUUAUCACUGUUAUAAGGAUUGAGGUAGGAGAUGUCGAUGUCAGGAGAUUCAUUGUUGGGUUUGGCGCUGAGAAUGGCCUACAACAAGGAGUUAUUGGUGGAGUUGUGCAGGUCUUAUGGAAAUAUAUGAAGAUCCUUUGUGAUUGGUAUGCUCAUAAAUUCGUCCAUUUCUUGGGGCUACCUCAUCAACUAAUACUUGUUCCUCCAAACGCGCUCAUUCAUGAAUGUGGGCUUAUCCGGAGGCUGCUUUUCUUUCUGAAUGACGAUGCCUUUGCUUUUCUUGCCAUCAGCGUAUACGUGUCUCUCCUCUUUCUUCUUGUGCCCUUUUGGAUUGGAUGGACUGUAUUAGCAAAUUUUGGAGGCAACUCUUUAGCCGGAAACUCACCUGUAAUUCUUGGAUACAUGGUGGCGCUGUCAACUUGCUUUGCUUACUUUGGAAUCCCCUUCAUUCUCCGUCAAAACUCAUUUCCAAUCAUCCGGUGGUUUUCGCUGGGAUUCCGCUUCAUAGCAGGCUUAACAUUGGUAUUGCCAUGUCUCUUGUUGACUUUGUUGUAUUUCUCAGUAAAAGCCUGCAAAAACAUACAUCUCAUCAAGGAUGCUUUAGUCCUCUGUUUCAAGAUUGCUGUUCUGCCUUGGAUUAUCGGAUGUUGGCUCGAGUUCUGCGCGUCCCCUAUGCUUGGAACCAAAAUCUCCCAGAGCUUUGAGAUUUUUUCACAAGACCCAUUCGUGAUUUUCCUACAAUGCCUGGCAGGACUCUCUUGGUUGGCGGCUGCUAAUGCUUCCAGGAAACUUAUCCCAGAGAUCAUCCAUAAACGAGCCUUUUGGUAUCUUCUAGAUGUCACAGAUCCAGAAUACAAGAUCACCAAACUAUAUCUUGGUCACACUUUCUAUGCGUUUGCUUGUCAUGGGGUAUUGUUGGUGAUUUUGUUCCACUUACCAAUUAAAGCAAUUACAAUGAUCAGCCCAUCAAUUUUCCCUCUUCAGCUCUGGGUCACCAAAGAAAAGCAUCUGAUUGGUGUAUACCCAAUAUAUUUCAACCUACUGAAAUCCAACCACGAGUGGUUAAUCAAACUUGUCAAACCAGCUAUCAAACUCAUAGUUGACAAGUGGAUUAUCACCGUUAGUUCUUGGCUUCAGCUGAGUGAUUUCUUGCUGGUAGUGCCCCGAGGAGGAGAUAGCUUUCACCGUGCUGAUCAACAUGUGAGGCCAUUGUUGCCACCAAGAUUGCCGUAUGAUCGUAAUCCAUGGUUUCGGUUCUAUUCCUUAGCUGAAGGCUCUAUGGUGAAUUUGCAUGGAUCUCAGAAUGCUGAAGACGAUAUUAAAGACCAAAGGGAUAACAGGUUUCUGCUGAGGAUUGCAUUGAUGUUGGUGCUAGCUGCUCUGAGUAUGUUCAUCGUUAGUACGACGUUCUUAGCUUUGCCAAUUAUGGUGGGAAGAGUAUUCUUAGACUCUGUCUCUUUCAUCAUUCUAUGGGUUGGACUCAAACAUGAUGAUCUCUGUGCUUUUUGGAUUGGAUGUGAUAUCCUGGUAGCAAUCUAUAUCAGCAUUUGCCUUGUAUAUGAUCAUAUUCAGAAGGGAAGAAUCGAUUUGCUUCUCAAAGAUGUCUUGACAAGGAUACAAAAUGGAUUGUUUGUCUUCAUUUGGAUCUCUAUCGUACCGGUAUUGCUUGGUCUACUCAUUGACCUUAUGAUCAUCAUCCCAUUACGAGUGCCGCUAGAUGAAUCACCGAUUUAUUUCUUGGUCCAAGAUUGGCUGAUCGGAGUAGUGGUGCUUCACAUCUGGGCCUUUAUGACAAUGUUCACGCCUAUCAACUGGUUCGCGACUGAGGCAUGGCGAAGAAAGUUGGAGAGAAUCAGAACUGUGGGAACUGAAAGACUUCCUUCAAUGUGGUUGCUUCAAGAUGUGAUCGGUUCCAGUAUAAACACGCUUCUAACUACUUUGGCCAUCCCUUACAUGCUUGGGAAGUAUCUGUUUCCACUGCUUGGAUACUCGAAAAGGGUCAAUUCAGCUAUUGAGCGGUUUAUAUGGCCGGCGUUAUUAACCUUGAUAGUGGCCUGGUUCAUAGCCAAGCUAGCACGCCAUCUCAUUAUCUACCUUCACCAGUUGGUCUUCGAUGAACGGUAUUUGGUGGGUGAAAGAGUGGAGAAUUUGACUGAAGAUAUUGAUAUCAUCCAUGGAGUAUGA
Messenger RNA from Eutrema salsugineum, 2658 nucleotides. RefSeq names its product probable E3 ubiquitin ligase SUD1. The record is from RefSeq and is a predicted model, not a curated record. Gene Ontology annotation, molecular function: zinc ion binding. Lineage: Eukaryota; Viridiplantae; Streptophyta; Magnoliopsida; Brassicales; Brassicaceae. The transcript has 10 exons. Gene Ontology annotation, cellular component: endoplasmic reticulum membrane.